GAAAGUUUUUGCAAACACAUCCAGGGUUGGAGGGUUUUUCUGUCUACAUGGCACAAACAAAAGAGCAGCUUCAGAUGUAGUUUGAGGAGCUUCUCUCAUCCAUGUGCCUGCUGCCUUGAACCUGCAGAUGAGAGGGGGGCACCAGCACCUCUGCUUUGUCUCAGUCUUCCUCUUCAAACACUGAGCAACACUCACAGCUUUCCCCUUGGAUUACUGCAUCUGAAAACAUCAAUGGAGGAUUGACAGAAGAAUCUGCAAAAAGGAUUAAUCCUUUCUCCUUUUUCUUUUUCUUUUUUCUUCUGAUUUUCUCUAAAAUCAGACAAAAUUUUUCUAAGUGGAAUGAUGUCUCAGCGCUGGAGCAGGAGGCUCUGGUUCCCAGUUGUGUUUGGUGCCACGCUGGUUCUUCUCACUGCUGUGGAUGCUGGACCAAACCAGGACAGAAGGCAGGCUCAAAAGUCUUCAUGCUUCGGAGGUUUUGAUCUCUACUUUGUUCUGGACAUAUCUGGAAGUGUGCAGAAUCACUGGAAUGAAAUCUACAGUUUUGUUGAACACCUGGCACAUAAAUUCAUAAGCCCACAGUUGCGGAUGUCCUUCAUUGUGUUCUCCAACGAGGGACGGAUCUUGAUGAGGCUGACAGAAGACAGGGAACGUAUCCGUAAAGGUCUGGAGGAGCUCCAGGCAGUUCUACCAGGAGGAGACACUUAUAUGCAUGAGGGGAUCCAGCGGGCCAGUGAGCAGAUUUACCAUGGAAACACAGAAGGUUACCGCACCGCCAGCGUCAUCAUAGCUCUGACUGACGGAGAGCUGCUCGAGGACUUUUUCUUCUAUGCAGAGAGGGAGGCAAACCGCUCCAGAAGUCUGGGUGCCACAGUUUACUGCGUUGGAGUCAAGGACUUCAAUGAAACACAGUUGGCGAAGAUUGCUGACAGUAAAGACCACGUCUUUCCUGUAAAUGGUGGAUUUGAGGCUUUGCAAGGAGUCAUAGAUUCGAUUCUGAAGAGGUCCUGCAUCGAGAUUCUGGCAGCAGAGCCUUCCAGCAUAUGUGCAGGAGAGUCAUUCCAGGUUGUGGUAACAGGAAAUGGGUUCCUCCAUGCCAGAAACGUCGACAAAGUUUUGUGCAGCUUCCGGAUCAACGACACUGUGACCAAGAUGAUGAAGCCCCUGACUGUUGAGGACACAUAUCUCCUCUGCCCCGCCCCAGUCCUUCAGGAGGAGGGGAUGGCAGCGAAUCUGGAUGUCAGUAUGAACGAGGGCCUCAGUUUUAUCUCCAGCUCAGUCACCAUUACCACUGUGAAAUGUUCUGACGGGACCAUCCUGGCCAUAGCUCUGCUUAUCCUCAUGCUGCUCCUUGUUCUGGCUCUCCUCUGGUGGUUCUGGCCUCUCUGCUGCACCGUGAUCAUCCACGAACCGCCACCACCACCUAUGGAGGAAAGCUCGGACGAUGAGGACUUUGACACCCCAAAGAAAAAAUGGCCAACCGUAGAUGCCUCCUACUAUGGAGGAAGAGGAGUGGGGGGGAUCAAAAGGAUGGAGGUCCGCUGGGGAGAGAAAGGCUCCACGGAAGAAGGAGCGAAGCUGGAGAAAGCCAAGAAUGCCAAAGUGAAGAUGCCAGAGCAGGAGUACGAGCUGCCGGCCACUCGGGUUCUCAACAACGGCAUGCAGAAACCUCCGCCACCACACAAGUGGUACUCACCCAUUAAGAGCAAACUCGACGCCCUGUGGGUUCUGCUGAAAAAAGGCUACGACCGAGUGUCUGUAAUGAGACCCCAUCCAGGAGACAAGGGAAGAUGUAUGAACUUCACCCGCAUAAAAUCACAGCCUCCUCGCUACCCCAACUUUAACUACCACCCCUCACCCAUCUGCAGCCCCCCCAGCAGAAGUCCUCCUCCACCACAGGGCUCCCUGCCGCCGACUCCUGGCAGCCCUCAGACAUUUUCCUUUUCCCCGCUUCCAUCACCGCCUUCAACUCCCCCUCCCGUCUCCCCCACUCCCUCGCCACCCCUCACGCCGCCUCCCAAACGAGCUCUUCCUCCGACCGCCAUGUACAUACCCGCUCCGCCAGCGUCCCCACCCACCCCUCCGCCCUGUGCGCCUCCGGCUGGCCCGCUGCCUCCUCCUCCACAGGGACCUCCCCCCGGGCGAGCACCGCCACCCGCCCGUCCGCCGCCUCGUCCCGGCUUGUAGGUGCUGUGGCAUCACGCAACAGAGAGGCAAAACUGAAGAACAGCAGCGAUCAGUUCGCAGAAUGUUUCCUGUGCUUUGAAGCAAGGACAUGAGAGUCUUCUGCCUUGCGGAGAGAGGCCAGGAACACUUCUAUCCAGCUAUUUGUCUACACUGACUUUUGUACACAUCUAGCAGAACAGUGCAAUUACUCAGAUGCUUGAAUUACACUCUACAGUCCAUACAAAAUGAGUCCAUGCAGAGCGACUCCAGAACAUUUGUUCAGAUGAUGCUCAGAGGUGCCACAGAACACCUCAUAAGUUUGGAUGAAUCCUCAGGAGCCUCACGGACUAAAAUGCCUUCAGUGUCGGCCCUCGAUAAGAAGCUAACCUGUACUGGUCAUGACAUUAAAAUGCAUGCUCGUCAGUUGUAAUAUUUCUGAUUAGAGAUGAAACUCAGGCUUCAAAUGUUUUUCCUUUUUUUUUUUUUUUUUUUUUUGGUUUCCAGCAGAUUUACAGGAAUCUGAAACUCCUUGACAUUUGUUUUAGGUUUCAGCCACUGCAUGCAAAGAAAGCUCCUGAGAAGGUUGUGGUUUUACUUUUUAUAAGAUUUUCAUUACUUUUUUUUUAUUUUUUAUAAUGUAUAUCUAAAGAAUUUUCUUUUUUUUAAUAGAAAAACUAAACAAAGAAGAAACAGACGAUGGUUUGCAAAUCAUUUUACCUUUGUACCCAGUUGAAAGUAGCACAAGGACAAAUACAUAAUGCAAAACUACAUUCUUGUACAUUUACCACUAGGUUUCACUAUCAAGGUUUGGAAGCUUAAGACAACAGCUGUUGUAAUAAAAAAAAUGGAAUAUUUGCUUGAUAUAGAAAUGCUUCAGCAGAUCUAUUUAUUUUUUUGUAUGUUUUUCUAUUCAAAAUAUGUCGCAUAUUGAGUCUUGUCUUCUCCCUUAAUACCUUAAAUCAAUCCAUCUAUUGUCUCUUCAGCAAUAUUUCAUGAUCAGACCAGAAUGUGUGCAAUCCUGAUGAACUCUCCAACUCUUCUAUUUUCUUUUUUUAGCAGCAACAGCAACAUAGAAAGCUGAUAUUGUCUCUAGGACCUCACAGUCGAGAGGGACUGAGUGCAUUGAAGGACAGAAGACCUCAAUUACUCCCUGUGAAAGCAUAUGCAGGGCAUGGCUAACACGUUCCAGAUGUCAAUAUGUUGCAUUAAUGUCGCAUGCUGGAAUGAAGUGAUCUACCCUGGAAAAUAUUAGACUCCAUUUAAUCCCCAGGAAAUGUGGACAAACUGCAGGGGGGAAAAAAGGGUAGGCUACUUGUCGUUUUGGGUUUGAAGCUGGGCUUUCUUCUGCUCAUCUCUAUGCAGCACUGCAUUUAUGUAGUAGCAAUUCAUACAACAGGAGCGCCAAACAGUUAUUGAGAGCACGUGCUGUGCAGUACAAUACAAUUGCUGUAGGCUGACAUUCCGUGUUAAAGUCAUAUGUAAUAUUCAGGCUGUAGCCUGAAUAAGUUAAGGUAAAUACGAUACAACACCACCUGUGUUCAUUUACUCGGUUAAUUGCUGUGCCGCUUUAUCCUCUGGCUGGUGAAGAGGGGCUGCUUCACACAAUGAGAUUUUUCCAUAAAAAAUUACCCGUUGUUGAACUGGGACCAUUUCUGCUUAGUCUGAUGGCUGACAUCUACAACUGCCCUGCGGCCGCAUGUGACACCAUUAUAAUACUGAGCAAGUACAGCGAAAUCUUCCUGAAAACCGUGCUUAUCGUCACCAACAGCUUGGCCUUUCACCUGAAAGUCAUGCUGAAGCUGAACGCAUUCCUCCGGCUGGCGCUGACCGGGGAGCUUCUACCUCCACGGUACCUGGACCGAAGCGGGCGCCCGAGAGAGUCCGCCCGGCUUUCCUCCAACACCAUCUGGAACAACAGCGCCUCUCUGGUCUGUGGCGAAGAAAGGAGACCUGUGCUGUGGUUCAAGUCGGUCCAUGCGGCGCUGCGUCUCCUGCCAACAAUCUACCGCCGUUCAUUGUGUGCUUCUGCGACCCUCCUGGGCUUCGUCCACAUGACACUGCCGGUCCCCUCAGCUGUGUUCAGAUCCCUCUGGCCCUUCGUGUCCACCGUUACAGCUUCUCGGACCUUUACGAGACCACUGGGAACAAUAGUUCUAACGCUUGGUGGCUGCAAUCUGUGGUCCAUCUGAGGUGAUUUGGGGUUCAUGUAGCUACUUGAAUUCUGUAUAUUUUGUCCAAAUAGCUAAGAAAGGGAACAAAUGUCAGCUUUUGACAUUUGUAAAAUCUCUUUGCUGUAUUUUGAGUGUUUUUAAUUGUAAUAAAUUAGAUCAGAAGCA
Molecule: messenger RNA, 4499 nt
Organism: Gambusia affinis (western mosquitofish)
Lineage: Eukaryota; Metazoa; Chordata; Actinopteri; Cyprinodontiformes; Poeciliidae
Gene: antxr1a
Product: ANTXR cell adhesion molecule 1a
Exons: 18
Coding region: 340-2184 (614 amino acids)
Cellular component (GO): membrane
Molecular function (GO): signaling receptor activity
Source: RefSeq, a predicted model, not a curated record